AUGGACGCUCGAAGGAGAAGGAGGCGAGAGGAGCGAAAGGAAAAGGAUGGAGGACGAGACAGAAGAAGGAGGAAAGCGGAACAGGAGGAGAGUGAAAAGAGCGAGAAAAGGAGGAUGGAGGACGAGGAGGAGAGAGAACAAGCUCGCCCAGGCGUUUCGCUAUUGACGGUUACGCCAAGGACUGAUUAUCAAUGGGAACUCAAAUACAGGUACUCAAGCCUCACUAAACUAUUGAGGAUUACAGCUCUCUGUUUCAGAUUCGUCUCACGGGUGAGGAAGGUCCACGACUCAUUGCCUGUUAGACACAUCUCUCCAGAGACCUUGGAGAAAGCGAGGCUCUUCUGGAUUCAGGCAACUCAAGCAACAUACUUCUCUCACGAGCUCAAGGCGCUACAAGCAGACUCACCGUUGGCAAAGGCACACUCAUUCAACCGAUUAACUGCGUACAUCGACGCUCAAGGAGUCAUUCGCGUCGGCGGACGACUCGCUCACGCAGCUCUCUCACUCGAUGCGACACAUCCUGUAAUAUUGCCUCGUCACUCUCAGCUAUCAUCAUUGAUCAUCGCUCACGCUCAUCAACGGACUCUACAUGGAGGCACGCAGCUUACGCUGUCGCACAUCCGACAACAAUACUGGAUUCUCGGCGGGAGGGCUCCUGUCAAGUCUCACAUUCUGCGGUGUGUCACGUGUGCUCGGCAGAGGGGGAUCCGUGCUCAUCAAUUGAUGGGCCAACUACCUCUCUCUCGGGGUACGCAGGCACGACCGUUCACUCAUACAGGUGUGGACUACGCAGGGCCACUCACCGUCAAAACAUGGAAAGGAAGAGGUGCCAAGACCACUAAAGACUGGACUUACGUUUUUGUCUGCUUCUCAACUUCAGCAGUACACCUCGGGGCGGUUAGUGAUUACUCAUCCGAAGGGUUCAUUGCCGCCUAUCGACGCUUCUCAUCCAGACGCGGCAUCGCUCACACCUUACAAUCAGACUGCGGCACCAAUUUCAUCGGCGCGGAUACGGCUCUCAAACGGUUCUUUAUCCAGAGCACUCAAGAACAUCAGCGAGUUUCUCACCUGCUCUCGCAACAUAACAACCGAUGGGAAUUCAAUCCCCCAGCGACACCUCACAUGGGAGGAAAAUGGGAGGCCAUCGUGAAACCAAUCAAAUUCCAACUACGGCGCACCAUUGGAGAAGCCGUACUCACCUUUGAGGAACUCACCACAUUGCUCACUCAAAUUGAGGCAAUGCUCAACUCGCGACCUCUCGAACCAUUGAGUGACGACUCAGAAGACAUCUCUGCACUCACGCUAG
Messenger RNA from Vollenhovia emeryi, 1306 nucleotides. RefSeq lists its product as uncharacterized. Gene Ontology annotation, molecular function: nucleic acid binding. The transcript has 2 exons. Gene Ontology annotation, biological process: DNA integration. The annotation marks the transcript as partial. The record is from RefSeq and is a predicted model, not a curated record. Lineage: Eukaryota; Metazoa; Arthropoda; Insecta; Hymenoptera; Formicidae.